Messenger RNA from Stegostoma tigrinum, 907 nucleotides. It is a transcript of the gene sod1, whose product is annotated as superoxide dismutase 1, soluble. Gene Ontology annotation, molecular function: copper ion binding; superoxide dismutase activity. Gene Ontology annotation, cellular component: peroxisome; nucleus; mitochondrion. The transcript has 5 exons. The coding region runs from base 63 to 542 and encodes 159 amino acids. Gene Ontology annotation, biological process: removal of superoxide radicals. NCBI's taxonomy places the organism in Eukaryota, Metazoa, Chordata, Chondrichthyes, Orectolobiformes, Stegostomatidae. The record is from RefSeq and is a predicted model, not a curated record.
ACGCGCUCUGCCUGCACCGUCAGUCUAUAUCUAGCGUGUGGCGAGUAGCUUGUGUGUCGUUCAUGAUGGCCGUUGUCAAAGCAGUUUGUGUGUUGAAAGGAACCGGGGAAGUGACUGGCACCGUCUACUUCGAGCAAACAGGAGAUGGACCUGUGACUCUGAAAGGAAGCAUUACUGGAUUGACUCCUGGAAAACAUGGGUUCCAUGUUCAUGCUUAUGGAGAUAAUACAAAUGGCUGUAUCAGUGCAGGACCUCACUACAAUCCUUUUGGCAAAAAUCAUGGUGGACCUAAUGACCAAGAAAGACAUGUUGGUGAUUUAGGCAAUGUGGAGGCUAAUGGAAAUGGGGUGGCAGUCUUUGAAUUCAAGGAUCAACAACUCCAUCUUUCAGGGGAUAAGGCCAUUAUUGGGCGUACACUUGUGGUUCAUGAGAAGGAAGAUGAUUUAGGAAAAGGUGGCAAUGAGGAGAGUACUCGCACAGGAAAUGCCGGAAGUCGUUUAGCCUGUGGUGUGAUUGGAAUCGCCAAGAAUGAAACAAACUAGGAUUGGGGUGGGGAUAGAAUUGAGAAUUUUGCUGUAGGUCUGCAUACCUAACUUGAUUGAUUAUUGGUCCAAAAUAGUCUAAUGCACAACAGCUUUGUUCUGUAUACAUAAUAUCCACAGCAGAGAAACUGGCAACUGAGUCCAGCUGACCAUUUUGGCCUACAGAGUUGUGCUUUAAAUUUCUUGACUUGUUUCUGCCUAAAGGCAGAAGUUGUAAGUAACAUCUAGCUGAUUCUUGGUUUGUUGACCCUGUAUACUUAACUGUUGGAAUAUGUUUAUCUAGCAUAAUAAGUUAACCCAAUAGUUGAAAGCACUGAAUAAUGUUGUGUCAAACAAAUAUAAUAAAGACAGCAUUCUUUCUUUGA